AAAGCAGCGUCAGUCCAGCGAGCUGUGCAAAAAAAAGGAGAAAAAAGGGAAAGUUGAACCCCUCCCCGAAAAACCUCCUGAUCAAAUAAAAGUAGGAGAGAGGGAAGGAGGGGGGGUGAAAUGGGAGGGGGGGAGGGAUCCUGAGCCUCCCUCUCGCCCACCCCCAGGCUGGGUUUUGUACGGGUUGAUCCUUCUCUCUCUCCCUCCAAGCAUGGCCUCUCUGCUAGGACAAUGGCAGAAGCUGCAGCUGAUCCCAGAUCCAAGGACAAGGCGGAAAGAAAGAGAGAGGAUCCCGCGACCCGAUUAUCCCACUCCCUUCCUCCCCCACAAAAUAUAUAUGGGGAGAGGGACGCUGAUCCCUUCUUACUCUUUUAAGGCUCUGCAGCCUCUGGAAGAAAGGAUUGCACCUUUCUAGUGUGUGUGCAAGGUUAGAAAACAGCUUUUUUAGUGUGUGUCUGUGUACAAGUUAAGAGACAUCUAAAUUCCCCCACGGGUCUGAUCCAGACCUCAUUUGGUUUUCCUCGGCACUCAGUGCAGCCCCCAUAAAGGUCUUAUUGUUAUUUUAUUUUUGUAAACGUCCUGUGCAAGAGAUUUUUUUUUAAUGCUCUUUCGCUGCCUGAAGAAGAAGAAAAAAGUAGAAGGCCCUGCCGUCAAACAUUGAUCUCCGUGUGCUUCUGAGGCAAAGACGACCCCAUUGCAGCAGCCAGUUUUCCCACAGGUGUAAGCCAGAAGGCGGAGGCAUUCCUCUCCCAGAGAAACCCUUUGCGUUUUCGGAGAAGGCCGGCAGUUAGGCUGUCUCAAAAUGGCCGCCAAGCGGGGCGCGACUUCGAGCCUCCAUUUGCAGGGCGAGCUGGAGCAGGUGGCCCGGCGAGGGAAGAGGAUGGAGGUCGAGGAGGACGAACAUGAGAACCCUGAGUCUGAGGAAGGCUGGCGGGGGAAAGGAGAGGCCUCCCGUGGCCCCCGAGACAAAGAGGAGAGGCUGCCCAGGGGCCGGGUGGCUCAUCAGAAGGCCCUCCUCAACGCCACUCGCUCCCCUCGCUCGGGGUGGAGAAACCCGCCAGCGUCCCGGCCAGCGGAGUGGGAAGACAGGCGAGCCUUUCCAUCCUCCCUCGAGGGGCCGGCAGUGGCCCGCCCAUGGCCCAGGAGCGGACGGGCGUCCCGCCACCAGCAGGGCCUGGCCGGGGAAGGCCCCGAGGCUCACAACAGCCUGGACUCUGGGGAGAUUGGCGAGUCUGGGGUGGUGAAAGUGAAGGAGGAGGUGUUGGGCGACGACUCGGCCAGCAUGGAGAUGAAGCGCCAGCGCUUCCGCCAGUUCCGCUACCAGGAGGCCGAGGGCCCCCGCGAGGUGUGCAGCCAGCUCUGGUACCUGUGCCACCGGUGGCUGAAGCCGGAGAGGCACACCAAGGAGCAGAUCCUGGAGCUGCUGAUCCUGGAGCAGUUCUUGGCCAUCCUUCCGCCAGACCUCCAGAGCUGGGUGAGGGAACACGAACCGGAGACGUGCUCCCAGGCGGCCGCUUUGGCCGAGGAUUUCCUACAGAUGCAGAGGGAGGCGGAGAGGAGGGAGCAGCAGGUGCUGGGUCUCUUCGAAAUGGACAACGCAGAUUCUCCAGAGCCAGAGCCGGAGCAACCCCCCUCCGACUCUGCGCCUAAGCCUCUGUUCAGGGAAGCAAAGCAAGAGGCUGAUGAGGAAGAGGGCAGCAAUUUGGGCAACCUUGGGCAAGUGGCUCCCCGGGCAGGCGGCCCCCUCCCCCUGUACCCAGAGGAGGGCAGCUCCGACGACGAGGGCCUAUUAGACCUUGUCUAUGCCGCCAACCUUGAGAUCCACAGCCGGCGGCCGCCCCGGAGAACCCGCCUCAUCCGGAUGCGCACCCAUGAGCUGCAGGUGUCCGACGAGGAGUGCUUGACCCGCUUCCGCCUGGACCGCCAGGCCAUCCAGGACCUCUGCACCCUGCUGGCUCCUUACCUGGACGGUGCCUCAGCCAGCCGCAGGCACAUCCCCACCUUGCAGAAGGUCCUGAUCGCGCUGCAGGUGCUGGGCACCGGGUCCUUCCAGCGGAUGACGGGCGACAACCUGCGUGUGUCCCAGUCGUCCGUCAGCCGCUGCCUCGACGCCUUCCUGGAGGCCAUGCUCCGCCAUGUCCACGAGCACAUCACCUUCCCCACCACCGACUCGGAACUGCGCCGCACGCGGGAAGCCUUCUUUGACAUAGCCGGCUUCCCGAACGUCAUUGGGAUCGUGGACUGCACCCAUGUCCCCAUCAUCGCGCCGGCUGACAUGCCAGCGCUCUACCGCAACUGCCACAACUUCCACAGCCUCAACGUGCAGGCUACCUGCGAUGCCUCGGGGUGCUUCACCCACGUGCUGGCAAAGUUCCCCGGCAGCGUCCACGACGCGCGGAUAUUCCAGCUCUCCCAGCUGCAGAGGCUCCUGGAGUCGUGGCCCGAAGGAAAGGGUUGGCUCUUGGGCGACAGCGGCUACCCCUUGCGCCCUUUCCUCAUGACGCCGCACCCCGACGACGGCCCGGAGCCUGUGGCCCGCUACAACGCCACGCACGAGACGACGCGGAUGGUGGUGGAGCAGGCCUUUGGGCAGCUGAAGAUGCGCUUCCGCUGCCUCCACUCCACUGGCGGGCGGCUAAUGCUUCGCCCGGAGAAGGUGGCCAAGGUGUUUGUGGUGUGCGCCAUGCUACACAACAUGGCCCUCCGGCGCCAGUUGCCCAUUAUCAAUGGCGGACAAGGGGUGGACACCGAGGUCCCCGUGCCUCCCUACCUGGAAACUGACAGCCUGGUGGAGCAAGACCCCCGCGGGGUGGAUGUCCGGGAGCAGAUCAUUAGCACUUAUUUCUCACAAUAAAUUCGACUUUCAGUAGA
Molecule: messenger RNA, 2871 nt
Organism: Zootoca vivipara (common lizard)
Lineage: Eukaryota; Metazoa; Chordata; Lepidosauria; Squamata; Lacertidae
Source: RefSeq, a predicted model, not a curated record